AUGACCAACACCCAUCUAAGAAAACCCUUUAAACAACUCCGCAUCCCAAUCUUAACAUCCACCCUCUUCCUCCUCUCCAUGGCAUCCCUCUCAUUCCUCUUUCUCUUCCUAUUCCUCUCUCUCUCAUUCUCCCGCUCUCACUCCUCCACCACUCUCCACAUCCAGCAAGCCUGCAAAGCAACACGCUUCCCUCACCAAUGCCAAACCUCCCUCUCCUCACAUUCCCAAAACCUUCCCGCAAACCCUAACCCCCUCCACAUCAUCCAUUCCGCUAUCUCCCUUUCUUCCUUAAACCUCAAAGUUGCUCAAUCAAUGGUGAACUCCAUCCUCGACGCUUCUGCAGGCAACCAAUCCCGCAUCAAUGUCGCUAAAAGCUGCCUCCAGGUUUUCCAGUACUCUCACCACCGUACCUCUCUUACCAUAGACGCGCUCUCACGUGGGAGAAUCAAGGAUGCACGUGCCUUCAUGAGUGCUGCAUUGUCUUAUCAGUAUAACUGUUGGUCUGGUCUUAAAUACGCAAACGACACUUCCUUGGUUUUCAAAACUAUGUCGUUUCUUGAGUCUCUCACGAGUCUCUCUAGCAAUGCUCUUAGCAUGAUUCUCUCUUAUGAUCUUUUCGGUAAUGACACUGAUUCUUGGAGGCCGCCUCACACUGAGCGUGACGGUUUUUGGGAGGAUUCUGGGUCGGGUGUAUUCGGCUCGGGACCCUCGGUGCCUGUGAAUCUUACGCCCGAUGUUAAGGUGUGUAAGGACGCGGGCAGUGGGUGUUACGGGACGAUUCAGGAAGCGGUUGAUGCCGCGCCUGAUAAUAUUGACAUUGGUGGAGGGAGGAGAUUUGUGAUACAUAUAAAGAAAGGGGUUUAUGAAGAGAGGGUUAGGAUUCCGUUAAGGAAGAGGAAUGUUGUGUUUUUGGGGGAUGGCAUUGGUAAGACUGUCAUCACUGGCUCGGCAAGUGUUGGACUACAGAAAGGGAUGACAACUUAUAACUCUGCCACAGUUGGGGUUGUUGGGGAUGGAUUCAUGGCGAAGGAUCUCACAUUCGAAAACACAGCAGGUGCUAAUGCACACCAAGCAGUAGCAUUCAGAUCAGACAGUGAUCUUUCUGUUAUCGAGAAUUGUGAAUUCGUAGGCAAUCAAGAUACUCUCUAUGCUCAUUCCCUGCGUCAGUUUUAUAAAUCUUGCCGUAUCAUAGGCAACGUGGACUUCAUCUUUGGAAACUCUGCUUCAUUCUUCCAAGACUGUGAACUCCUAGUCCAGCCUAGGCAAGCGAGGCCAAAGAAAGGGGAGAACAAUGCCAUUACUGCACAUGGCAGAACAGACCCUGCUCAGUCGACUGGUUUUGUUUUCCACAAUUGCUUGAUUAAUGGUACGGAAAAAUAUAUGGAGUUGUAUUAUGACAAGCCUAAAGUACACAAGAACUAUCUCGGAAGACCAUGGAAGGAGUAUUCUAGAACAGUUUUUAUUAAUUCGUUCAUGGAAGCCAUAAUCACACCACAGGGUUGGAUGCCAUGGAGUGGAGAUUUUGGACUGAAUACACUCUACUAUGGGGAAAUUGGCAAUUCGGGACCUGGUUCUAAUUUGACUAAGAGAGUGUCCUGGAGUAGCCAGGUUCCUGCUGAACAUGUGUACACGUAUUCAGUGCAGGGUUUCAUUCAAGGAGAUGAUUGGGAUAGCCGUAUCAGUUAUUAG
Messenger RNA from Lathyrus sativus (Indian pea), 1689 nucleotides. The record is from the annotation of a GenBank genome assembly. NCBI's taxonomy places the organism in Eukaryota, Viridiplantae, Streptophyta, Magnoliopsida, Fabales, Fabaceae.